AUGAAGGGACCUAGUGAGUCCAAGGUGAACGCUGCCCAAUCUUUCCUGCCAGGUAGCCUCCAUCGAGACGAGGCAAAGGCAACGACAACCCGCGGUGAACAGAGGUCUCAAAAAAGACGCUCCAGGUCCUUGGGCUCGCCUAAGUCACGUUUAGAAGGUGAGUCCGACGUGGGGUCGUCAGGCUCAUGGCCCGUUGAACGUUCCCAGGAGCACAGUAGCGCCUCGCAGCCUGCAGUCUCGUCGACUUCGCAGCCGAGCACCUCAUACGACCACAGCCGGUUCAUGUCUCAUGGCUUGAACGACGAUCUGGGCUACUAUCAUUGGAGUUCGAGACUCAAGGAGGCCCUGCGGCUGCCCCUGAACGUACGCCUCGAGCUCCUGUCACCCGCCAUGACGUCGUCCGCUGAGGCCGAUGGAGGCGCCCAGCCUGGCGUCAAGGAAAGACGCUCCUCGGCCCAGGUAGCCUCGGCCCAGGUCACCUCGGCUCCCAUCGUCUCGGCUCAAAUGAACACCUUCUGGAGCCUGUGGGCAACGCAGUCGCGUCACAUGAUGCCUAAAGGGUGGCAUCAGCUGACCACGUCCGAUCUGGCUUGCGCCGUGGCCACCAUCCUGUCGGCGGGCAUCGUGAUCUUGACCUCCCUCGUGCUCCUCUCGCCCGGCUCUCCGCCCGUGCGCGCCGAGGUGACCAUUGCCGGUGCCUUCGGUUCUGUCACGGGCUUCGGCUUGCUCGCUGCCGGACGACAAGUGUACGCCUUUCUGGGCGUGCCCUUCGCCGAGCCAUGGUUGCACAAGGACCGCUUUCAGAAAGCCAUGCCACGGACGCCCGCCACGAUGAACGCUCAGCGUCCGGGUCCCGCGUGCUACCAAGAAGACGCCGUUGGUUCCGAUCUGUCGGAGAACUGCCUGCAUCUGAACAUCUGGACGCCCGAGGCGACCUGCGACGCGACGCGGCAGCCCUCGUGCGCGAACCGGACGGUGCUCUUCUUCCUGCACGGAGGGUUCUUCCAGACCGGAAGCAACAGGGACUACCCGCUCGACGGAAGCUACCUGUCCGCCUUGGGAGACGUGGUGGUGGUUGUGCCCAACUACAGACUCGGUGCCCUCGGCUUCCUCUACAACGGGGGGCCCGAGGCGCCAGGCAAUGCGGGCCUGCAAGACCAACUGCUGGCGCUCGAGUGGACACGCGCGCACAUCGGCAGCUUCGCCGGGAACUCUUCCGACGUGGUGGCCAUGGGACACGGUGCCGGUGCUGGCUCCAUCGGCCUGCACAUGUUCGGUAGUGCGGCAGCAGGCGAUGACCGGGAGAGGCAUGGCAGCGUCGGCAUACCGCGCCUCACCAGAGCCAUCCUGAUGAGUGGCAGCCCGUUCACCAGGACGCACGACAACACAGUCAACUACCGCGCCAAUGUGGACUGGCUGGUGCAACAGCUGCAGUGCGACGUCGUGGACGGUGUCCGUUGCCUCCUCGGCGUGGACGCCAAGUCACUGUACUCCAACGCGCUGCUACCCCGCUUCUUUCCCACGUUCACCGGGAUACUGCGGUACUCGCCAUCCAAGCUGAAGCAGCUCGUCCGCCUGACAGGCGUGAACGUUCUGCUGGGCCACAUGGAGGACGAGGUGCCGUAUCUGAUGUCCCACUUGCAGAAGAAAGGCGUGGUAGAAGGACCAGUGCUGGACAGGAUGGUGCCCAGCUUGCUUCAAUACCUGGGUUUCAAUGACAGCAGCUCCGUCGUCAUAGCCCAUUACUACACGAAUGGCUUUGUGUACUCUCUAAUCUUGUGCACCUUCGUUCACACUAAGACGCUUAAGCUUGAAGUGAGUGGUGUGCAGUUCCACGUGAACAUGCAGGAUAGGGGAGCCGAACUUGGCCAGCUGCUGGCACAGGGCUCGGCGGGCAACGUUAGCCACUGGGCGGGCAACCUGCUUGCCGAUAUUCUGGUCGUGUGCCCCGUACGCCACUUCGCCGACUACCUGGCCUCGUCGGGCAACAACGGCGUCCACCGGUACCUGCUGCUCAGGCGACGGCACCCGUCGACUGCGGAGUCGCAGGAGGACGACUCUCCGAGCUCGUCGGAGACGGUGGCCCAGCUGUACGCCCUCGGCCUGGUCUUCGGUGAUCCGCUGCGCCGGAACAACAGCGACGCCGAAGAGCAGGCGCUCAGCCGUCGCAUGAUUACCCUCUGGACGGACUUCGCCAAGAGAGGGACCAUUCCAGCCGACCUGGGCGAGACCAUCUUCAACUACACCAUAGCGAUUUCAAGUGCGCCGAACACCGAGCGGAGCCCGUUUGAAUUUCGCAAAACUCAGUGCGACUUUCUCAAAGACCACUAUCUAUGA
Molecule: messenger RNA, 2337 nt
Organism: Rhipicephalus microplus (southern cattle tick)
Lineage: Eukaryota; Metazoa; Arthropoda; Arachnida; Ixodida; Ixodidae
Product: acetylcholinesterase
Biological process (GO): choline metabolic process; acetylcholine catabolic process
Cellular component (GO): plasma membrane
Molecular function (GO): acetylcholinesterase activity
Source: RefSeq, a predicted model, not a curated record